AUGGCCCCUCUAUCUCUCCAGUCCACCUACAAAAUGGUCUCGGGAUAUGAAAUCCCGGUUGUUGGGUUCGGCGUUUAUCAAACACCACCCGAGAUCACCGAGAAGGUCACGCUCAAGGCACUGAAAACCGGAUACCGCCAUAUUGACAGUGCAAAAUUCUAUGCGAAUGAGAAAGAAUGUGCGGAGGCUAUAAAGAAGUCUGGAAUUGACCGUUCGAAGAUUUUUUUCACCACAAAGGUUCCCCUGACUUUCAUGUCCUAUGAAAAGGCUAAGGAAGCCAUUAAGCAAAGUCUCGCUGCUGCCGAUCUUGGUUACAUCGAUCUAGUCCUGCUGCACUCGCCCUACGGUGGGAGGGAGGGUCGCCUUGGUGCCUGGCGCGCCCUCGUGGAGGCUCAGAAGGCAGGCCACAUUCGUUCCAUUGGCGUCUCCAACUAUGGCAUUCACCAUCUGGAGGAGUUGGAGGAGUACAUUAACAGCGGUGUUGGAGGCCAGAUUUCCGUUGGACAGUACGAGAUUCACCCCUGGUGUGCGCGAGAGGACAUUGCUGCCUGGCUGAAGAAGCGCAACGUUGUUGUUGAAGCCUAUUCUCCUCUUGUUCAAGCUCAGCGCAUGGACGAGCCUGUAUUACAGAUCUUGGCCAAGAAGCACAACAAGACACCAGCUCAGAUCCUGAUCCGGUGGAGUCUGCAAAAGGGCUAUGUUCCACUUCCGAAGUCUGUGACCGAUUCCCGUAUCGUUGAGAACACGCAGGUGUUUGACUUCGAAUUGUCUGGCGAGGACAUGGAGAGUCUGAACACCGGCAUUUAUGCCCCUGUUUGCUGGGAUCCUGCUAAAACUGUUCCACUGUAG
Molecule: messenger RNA, 849 nt
Organism: Aspergillus udagawae
Lineage: Eukaryota; Fungi; Ascomycota; Eurotiomycetes; Eurotiales; Aspergillaceae
Product: aldo/keto reductase family protein
Exons: 6
Coding region: 1-849 (282 amino acids)
Molecular function (GO): oxidoreductase activity
Source: RefSeq, a predicted model, not a curated record